Messenger RNA from Brassica oleracea var. oleracea, 1917 nucleotides. RefSeq names its product putative pentatricopeptide repeat-containing protein At3g11460. Gene Ontology annotation, biological process: RNA modification. The coding region runs from base 15 to 1871 and encodes 618 amino acids. Gene Ontology annotation, molecular function: RNA binding; zinc ion binding; protein binding. The transcript has a single exon. The record is from RefSeq and is a predicted model, not a curated record. NCBI's taxonomy places the organism in Eukaryota, Viridiplantae, Streptophyta, Magnoliopsida, Brassicales, Brassicaceae.
CCGGCGGAGAAGCAAUGGCAACCGGAAGAAGCCUUGUGCGGCGAGUGGCUUCGACGCCAUGGAACGCGCGUCUUCGAGAGCUCGCUUCCCAAUCACUGUUCUCCGAAUCGAUCACUCUCUAUCGAUCCAUGCUCCGCUCAGGCUCCUCUCCAGACGCAUUCUCUUACCCUUUCACUCUCAAGUCAUGCGCCGCGCUUUCGCUCCCUGUCUCCGGCCAGCAGCUCCAUUGCCACGUCAUCAGAGAAGGCUGCGUCGCUGAGCCCUUCGUGCUCACCGCUCUCAUCUCUAUGUACUGUAAAUGCGGUUUAGUAGAGGGCGCACGCAAACUGUUCGACGAAAAUACUCAGUCGCAUCAGCUCGGAGUUUGUUACAACGCUUUGAUAUCUGGAUACACGGCGAAUGCCAAGGUAGCUGAUGCCACGUGUCUGUUUCGGACAAUGAAGGAGAGAUGUGUUUCGGUUGAUUCAGUUACGAUGCUGGGGCUUGUCCCUGUCUGCACGGUUCCUGAUUACAUCUGGUUUGGGAUGUCUCUUCACGGAGAAUGCGUUAGAUUAGGUAUAGAUUCUGAGUUAGCUGUUUUGAAUAGCUUUAUUACAAUGUACAUGAAAUGCGGAUCGGUUGAGUCUGGUAGGAGGUUGUUUGAUGGAGUUCCCGUGAAGGGUUUGAUUACAUGGAACGCUGUGAUCUCUGGGUAUGCGCAGAACGGAUUGGCUUACGAUGUUUUGGAGCUUUACGAGGAGAUGAAAUCUUACGGUGUUCGUCCUGAUCCUGUCACGUUGGUUAGUGUUCUGUCGUCUUGCGCUCAUCUUGGAGCUCAGAGGAUUGGCCAGGAGGUGGAGAAGCUAGUUGAGGCAAAUGGGUUUGUGUCUAAUGUGUUUGUUAGCAAUGCGUUGAUUAGUAUGUAUGCUAGAUGCGGUAACUUGGCGAAGGCGCGGGGUGUUUUCGACGUGAUGCCUGUGAGAAGCUUGGUUUCGUGGACGGCUAUGAUAGGUUGCUAUGGGAUGCAUGGAAUGGCAGAGACUGGGCUUAAGCUUUUCGAUGAUAUGAUCAGGAAUGGGAUAAGACCCGACAAGACAGUCUUUGUGAUGGUUUUGUCUACAUGCAGCCACUCAGGUUUAACAAAUAAAGGUUUGGAGUUGUUUGAUGCGAUGAAGAGAGAGUAUAAGCUGGAGCCUGGUCCUGAACACUACGCCUGCGUAGUGGAUCUACUCGGAAGAGCUGGUCGCAUAGAUGAGGCCUGUGAGUUUAUAGAAUCAAUGCCUAUUGAACCGGAUGGUGCUGUUUGGGGCGCUCUGUUGGGUGCCUGUAAAAUCCACAAGAAUGUGGACAUGGCAGAGGUAGCUUUUGCAAAGGUGAUUGAGUUGGAACCGAUGAACAUUGGCUACUAUGUUUUGAUGUCGAACAUAUAUACAGACUCGAAUAAUCAAGAAGGAAUCUGGAGAAUACGGGUAAUGAUGAGAGAGAGAGGAUUCAAGAAAGAGCCCGGGUAUAGUUACGUGGAGCACAAGGGAAGAGUUCACUUGUUUUUGGCUGGGGAUAGAAGUCAUGAGCAAACAGAGGAAGUCUAUAGGAUGCUGGAUGAGCUAGAAACUUCCGUGAUGGAGAUCGAGGGAAACACAGACUGUGAUAGAUGCGGAGAGGUUUCUAGCAGUACGCGUGAGCACAGCGAGAGGUUAGCAGUAGCGUUUGCGAUCCUCAAGACUAGUCCAGGGGCAGAGAUUCUUGUGAUAAAGAACCUGAGGGUUUGUGAAGAUUGUCAUGUGUUCAUCAAGAUGGUUAGCAAGAUUGUAGAUCGUAGGUUUGUUGUAAGAGAUGCAUCAAGGUUCCACUAUUUCGAAGAUGGGCUCUGCUCGUGCAAGGAUUACUGGUGAUUCUCCCAUAGUCUCACAAACACAAUGCUCAGAAAGUGUACUACAG